This is a messenger RNA of Mastomys coucha (southern multimammate mouse), 1288 nucleotides long. RefSeq names its product methyltransferase like 7B (gene Tmt1b). NCBI's taxonomy places the organism in Eukaryota, Metazoa, Chordata, Mammalia, Rodentia, Muridae. The coding region runs from base 120 to 854 and encodes 244 amino acids. Gene Ontology annotation, molecular function: S-adenosylmethionine-dependent methyltransferase activity. The transcript has 2 exons. The record is from RefSeq and is a predicted model, not a curated record.
CCAGGCGGGAGGCAAAGAGCAAAGUCCUAUCAGAGGAGGAGGGGAGGACUUACAUCUGCCAGUCUGGGCAGAGGCAAAAAUCCAGUGUUCCAUGAGACACACCAUCAGGAGCUGGUAUCAUGGAUGCCCUGGUUCCAUUCCUGCAGCUGCUAGUGCUGAUCCUGACUCUGCCUCUGCACCUGCUGGCUCUGCUGGGCUGCUGGCAGCCUAUAUGCAAAACCUACUUCCCCUACUUUAUGGCCAUGCUAACAGCUAGGUCCUACAAAAAGAUGGAAAGCAAGAAACGGGAACUAUUUAGCCAGAUAAAAGAUCUUAAGGGGACUUCUGGCAAUGUGGCCCUGCUGGAGCUGGGCUGCGGCACUGGUGCCAACUUCCAGUUCUACCCACCUGGCUGCAAGGUCACCUGUGUGGACCCAAACCCCAACUUUGAGAAGUUCCUGACAAAGAGCAUGGCUGAGAACAGGCACCUCCAAUACGAGCGCUUCAUUGUGGCUUAUGGAGAGAACAUGAAACAACUGGCUGACAGCUCCAUGGAUGUGGUGGUCUGUACCCUGGUGCUGUGUUCUGUGCAGAGCCCCAGAAAGGUCCUGCAGGAAGUCCAGAGAGUCCUGAGGCCGGGAGGCCUGCUGUUCUUCUGGGAACAUGUGGCUGAGCCUCAGGGAAGCCAGGCCUUCCUGUGGCAGCGAGUUUUAGAACCUACCUGGAAACACAUCGGAGAUGGCUGCCACCUCACCAGAGAGACCUGGAAAGACAUUGAGAGGGCACAGUUCUCCGAAGUCCAGCUGGAAUGGCAGCCCCCUCCCUUCAAGUGGUUACCUGUGGGGCCCCACAUCAUGGGAAAAGCUGUGAAAUAACUAACUCUCCCAUCUGCAACAAGAAGCCACCCCAGAACUUCUAACAGGUAAAGCAUGAGAGCGACUGUCAGUGCUGCUGCCUCUACCAGGGUGAUCAUUAAUCAGCUUCAGUCAUUCUCCACAGCGAGGCCUUCUUCCUGCUUUCUCCAGAGACAUAAAACCAUACUGUAAAGCCCUGGACUUUACCCACCUACCCCCUUCCAGGACCCCUAUUCCCUGUCUCUCUUUGUCCCUGUGGUAAAGAUCUCCCUGGCAUCCUCUGAGACUACACCAUGUGCCCCUUGGAACUAGUCCCAAGUCAAUGCAUGUAACUCCUGCCUCAGCCCCCCCCCCCACUAUCCACUCUGUCCCAAGCUUAGAAGGAACAAGGAGCAGAAAAACCCCAGGAUGAGAGAGCAGCACUCAAUAAAGCAGCCAGAGUUUUUAUUGUCAAA